Anas platyrhynchos (mallard) is the source of this 3262-nucleotide messenger RNA. RefSeq names its product VPS39 subunit of HOPS complex (gene VPS39). Gene Ontology annotation, cellular component: membrane; cytoplasm. Gene Ontology annotation, molecular function: protein binding. Gene Ontology annotation, biological process: intracellular protein transport; autophagy; vesicle-mediated transport. Lineage: Eukaryota; Metazoa; Chordata; Aves; Anseriformes; Anatidae. The record is from RefSeq and is a predicted model, not a curated record.
AGCGGCGGCGGCGGAGGCUGCCGGGAAGGGCGGGGAGCUGCGAGCCGCCGGCCGUGGCGGCGGCGGAGCUUCCCCCGGGGCCGCCUCGGAGAAGGGGGAGCCCCGCACGACGCCCUCCAGCCCCCGGUCGGCGGGUGCUGCCGCAGCCGGGCCCAGCCGAGCCGCCGCCGCCAUGCACGACGCCUUCGAGCAUGUGCCGAUCCUGGAGAAGCUGCCGCUGCAGAUCGACUGCCUGGCGGCCUGGGAGGAAUGGCUCCUUGUUGGUACCAAACAAGGGCAUCUUCUUCUUUACAGGAUCAAGAAAGACAUGGGUUGCAAUAGGUUUGAAGUGACACUAGAGAAAUCCAACAAGAACUUCUCAAAAAAGAUUCAGCAGAUUCAUGUUGUUUCUCAGUUUAAAAUUCUGGUCAGUCUGUUAGUCCCGGCACUUCCGACUCCAGCAUGCGUAGAUUUCUGCUGCCUGCGUCCUCAAAAUAACAUUUAUGUCCACGACCUGUUGACAUUUCAACAAAUCACUACAGUUUCCAAGGCAAAAGGUGCAUCUCUUUUCACUUGUGAUCUUCAGCAUUCAGAUACAGGGGAAGAGGUGCUGAGAAUGUGUGUGGCAGUGAGGAAGAAGCUACAACUUUAUUUUUGGAAGGACAGAGAGUUCCAUGAACUACAGGGGGACUUCAGUGUACCUGAUGUACCCAAGUCUAUGGCCUGGUGUGAAAAUUCUAUCUGCGUAGGUUUUAAGAGGGACUACUAUCUGAUACGGGUGGAUGGAAAAGGAUCCAUCAAAGAACUGUUUCCAACGGGGAAGCAGUUGGAACCACUGGUUGCCCCUGUGGCAGAUGGAAAAGUUGCAGUUGGUCAAGAUGAUCUAACUGUUGUGCUCAAUGAAGAAGGGGUCUGUACCCAGAAAUGUGCCUUGAAUUGGACAGAUAUUCCUAUAGCCAUGGAGCACCAGCCUCCCUACAUCAUUGCUGUUCUGCCGAGGUAUGUGGAGAUCCGCACGUUUGAACCCCGACUGCUGGUACAGAGUAUUGAGCUACAGAGACCACGCUUCAUCACCUCUGGAGGGACAAAUAUUAUAUAUGUGGCAAGUAAUCACUUUGUUUGGCGGCUCAUCCCAGUGUCCAUAGCCACACAGAUCCAGCAACUUCUUCAGGAUAAACAAUUUGAGUUGGCUUUGCAGUUGGCAGAAAUGAAAGAUGAUUCAGAUAGUGAGAAGCGACAACAAAUACACCACAUCAAGAACCUCUUUGCCUUCAACCUCUUCUGUCAGAAGCGCUUUGAUGAAUCCAUGCAAGUUUUUGCCAAACUUGGUACAGAUCCCACUCAUGUGAUGGGUCUGUAUCCUGACCUCCUGCCCACAGAUUACAGGAAACAGCUACAGUAUCCCAACCCCCUGCCAGGGCUCUCAGGGGCAGAGCUGGAAAAGGCACAUUUAGCUCUGAUAGACUACCUAACUCAAAAAAGAAGUCAACUGGUAAAGAAGCUAAACGAUUCUGACCAUCAAUCCAGUACUUCGCCCCUCAUGGAAGGAACACCCACAAUCAAAUCCAAAAAGAAGCUGCUACAAAUUAUUGAUACCACACUAUUGAAGUGUUACCUCCAUACAAAUGUAGCACUUGUGGCACCCUUGCUACGUCUGGAGAACAAUCACUGCCAUAUUGAGGAGAGUGAGCAUGUACUAAAGAAAGCACAUAAAUACAGUGAGCUGAUAAUACUGUAUGAGAAGAAAGGUUUGCAUGAGAAAGCAUUACAGGUACUGGUGGAUCAGUCAAAGAAAGCCAACUCACCUUUGAAGGGUCAUGAGAGGACAGUGCAAUAUCUGCAGCAUUUGGGCACAGAGAACUUGCACUUAGUAUUUUCUUACUCUGUCUGGGUGUUAAGAGAUUUUCCUGAAGAUGGACUGAAGAUAUUUACAGAAGACCUCCCUGAAGUGGAAGCUUUGCCACGAGAUAAAGUGCUCAGUUUCUUGAUAGAAAACUUCAAAAGUUUGGCUAUUCCUUAUCUGGAACACAUCAUUCAUGUGUGGGAAGAAAUUGGUGCAGACUUUCACAAUUGUCUGAUCCAGCUGUACUGUGAGAAAGUGCAGGGCUUAAUGAAAGAAUAUCUCCAUUCUUUACCUGCAGACAAAACUCCGGUGCCUGCUGGGGAGGAAGGAGGAGACUUGGGGGAUUACCGGAAAAAACUUCUUCUUUUUUUGGAGAAGUCUAGCUGUUAUGAACCUAGUCGACUAAUUAGUGACUUUCCCUUUGAUGGUCUUCUAGAAGAACGUGCUCUGCUCUUGGGUCGUAUGGGGAAGCACGAGCAAGCUCUGUUUAUUUAUGUUCAUAUUUUGAAGGACACCAACAUGGCCGAAAACUACUGCCAUAAACAUUACGACAGAAACAAAGAUGGCAACAAAGAUGUCUAUCUAUCCCUUCUCCGGAUGUAUCUCUCCCCACCUAGUGUUCAUUGCCUAGGGCCAAUCAAGAUGGAAGUGCUGGAGCCUCAAGCCAAUCUGCAGGCUGCUCUGCAGGUGUUGGAGCUGCAUCACAGCAAACUGGAUACCACCAAGGCAAUAAACCUUCUACCAGCAAAUACACAGAUUAGUGAGAUUCGAAUCUUCCUAGAGAAAGUCCUUGAAGAAAAUGCCCAAAAAAAGAGAUUCAAUCAAGUACUCAAGAAUCUUCUCCAUGCUGAAUUUCUGAGGGUCCAGGAGGAGCGAAUUUUGCAUCAGCAAGUAAAGUGCAUAAUUACAGAGGAGAAGGUCUGCACUGUAUGUAAAAAGAAGAUAGGCAACAGUGCAUUUGCCCGAUACCCUAAUGCAAUAGUUGUGCAUUAUUUCUGCUCCAAAGAAGUUAAUACAUUGGACACCUGACCUUGUCAUGUUCCAUAAUACCAACACUCAUGCAAUUCCGAAGUGACGGCUUAAGAAGUUGAUACUUCUGAGAUUUUUGAGUCUUGUUUCUAGGUUCUCUUACACUGGGUAGAAGUAAUUUAUAUCUAUGGACUGACUGUACCUAUCUGGCUGUAUUGAUUUACUAGAAAUUGACUUUAACCAUGUCAUUAUCGUGCUGGAAACUACAUUGGACCUCUCGGAUGAAGAAUAGAAACUGAUCAGCAGUGAGCUUUGUAAUGCACUCCAACCUUGUGAGUUAACAGACAGUUGUAGGGUAUUCACAAGUCAAGCUUUAUUAUAAAGCUUACCUCAUUGGAGUAACAACAUUGUGAUUUGGUCUUAUAUGUAAAUAGUUCUUCAAAAAAAUAAAAUUCCUUUGAAGUCUUUGCA